AUGUCAAAUAUACAGCCCGCAGCCCAAGGCACGAAAGAGACGGGGCUGCGCGUGCCCAGCAAUGGCAAGACAAUCUACCACCGCCCGCUCAACCGCACCAAGACGGCCGAGCUGAGCCAAGCGAGCUUCGCCUACCUGUUUAGUGAGAUGGUCACCUAUGCGCAAAGAAAGGUAAAGGGCAUCCAAGAACUCGAGCAGCGGCUCAACGAACAAGGACACCCCAUCGGCCUCAAGCUCCUCGACCUCCUCCUCUACCGCGAGCCGCCGCGCUCGCAGCUGCGCCCCCUCAGCAUCAUCUCCCUACUACACUUCAUCAAGCAGAAUGUGUGGCAGCACCUGUUUGGCCGGCAGGCGGACCGGCUGGAAAAGUCCAACAACCCCGACACGCCCGACGAGUACAUGAUUAUCGACAACGAGCCGCUCGUCAACCAGUACAUUAGCGUGCCGCGCGAGAUGAGUCAGCUGAAUUGCGCGGCGUUUGUGGCCGGCGUCGUCGAGGGUGUUUGUGACGGAGCGGAUUUCCCGGCCAGGGUGACCGCGCAUACCGUCGGCGAGGGGGACAUGUGGCCCGGCAAAACUGUGUUCUUGGUCAAGUUUAGGAGCGAGGUUGUUGAGCGGGACGGACUUUUAGCGAAGAGUUGA
Metarhizium brunneum ARSEF 3297 is the source of this 642-nucleotide messenger RNA. It is a transcript of the gene trs31, whose product is annotated as Transport protein particle subunit. Gene Ontology annotation, cellular component: TRAPPII protein complex; TRAPPI protein complex; TRAPPIII protein complex. NCBI's taxonomy places the organism in Eukaryota, Fungi, Ascomycota, Sordariomycetes, Hypocreales, Clavicipitaceae. The record is from RefSeq and is a predicted model, not a curated record. Gene Ontology annotation, biological process: endoplasmic reticulum to Golgi vesicle-mediated transport.